UUAUUAUCUCUUCUUGCAGGCUUUUUUAUUUCUUGAUUGACUAUUCUGGCUUGAACUGAAUAAGUGAAGAUAGCAAAGAUAUCUGCCAAAUCAGCUUAGCUCCAACUAUAGUCCACCUGUAGUACUAGUAAAAAUCAAUACUUGAAAGAUUUUAGAAGCACUGAAUUUGGUGGGAAUAAAAAAUCUACUUCAACACAAGAGAUGCACGCACAAGUUCAAUUAAACUCAAGAGGGUCAUCAAGUCAGAGAACUAGGAGCAAGUCGUCGCCGAUUUAUAUUAAGCCAAGGACAAUAACUAAAGAAGUUUUAAGUAGAGUUUCUUCACCGUCGCAAAUAACAACAAAUAAUGUUGAUGUACUCUCUCAAAAAUCACCUGCUUCAAUUGAGACCAGUAAUUUAACUGAAACAACUCUCAGUUUAGAUCAAGAUCAAAAUUUAUCAGCUGUACCGAAUGAUUCCACUACAAGUAGAUCAACAACUCAUGAUGCUUCUCCAAUAAAAAAGAGAGGUCGUGGUGUAACUACUGGAUUUGAAGUUAAAAAGAGAGCAAAAGAAGGUACUAAAAUAGGUGGAAUUAUUAUAAAAAAAGGAGUGCAUCUGCCAGUUGGUCCAGCGGAAAAAAUCUUUAAGAUGGAGAUUGGUGUUCUUACUCGCAAAUAUGCACCAAAAGGAGUUUUUUAUUGGACUGAUGUGACUGAUGCGGAUAAGCAGCCUAUAUUAGUAAAACUUGCAGGUGAGUUUGAUAUAGACAUUGAAGAUCCUCAUACAAAAAAGGUUAUUGACAAAAUCAUGUCAAGACGCUUUACUAGUUUCAAACAUCGAUGUCAUAUGCAUUAUAAGAAGUUUAAGACUUUUGAUGAAGCAAGUAAACACCCUCUUGACAAUAUCAAAUCUGAAAAUUGGAUCACGUUUUGUAAGCAUUUCGAAGAUGAAAAGUUCAAGGCUCAAAGUGUCGCAAACCGAGGCAACAGAGGCAUGAUGCAGGUUCCACAUACUUCAGGUUCAAAGUCGUAUUGCCAACGCUUGUAUGAAAUGGUAUAUGUGUUUGGUUUUUAUGUUGCAUAAAUUUUGUAAUCAUUUCAUACUA
Mercurialis annua (annual mercury) is the source of this 1087-nucleotide messenger RNA. RefSeq lists its product as uncharacterized. Bases 202 to 1065 code for a protein of 287 amino acids. Lineage: Eukaryota; Viridiplantae; Streptophyta; Magnoliopsida; Malpighiales; Euphorbiaceae. The transcript is spliced from 6 exons. The record is from RefSeq and is a predicted model, not a curated record.